AUGAUAAAAUUAGUCUAAACUAACUAAUCUAUUUCUAAUAACAAACUUCCUGAUAAUGACAAUAAAGCUUCGAAAUAGAAUAAAUUUUCACGCUUUGACCCUGAUAAAAUUUCAGAUGACGAGGAUAAUUCUUGGGCUGAGGAUCUGUCACAGUCAGGAGGCUCUGAUGGAGGAGGAGGUCGAGGAGGUGAAGAGGACUAUUAUGGAGAAGAAGAAGAAUACGGAGAAGAGUCAAUAGACAAAGGCCAUAAAAUAGAGGCACUUGAGGAAACUCCGACUGCCCAUAAUUAGGAUGAAAGUUAUGUAAUUCGUAAAAAAAAUAAUAAGAGAGUGACUAUCAAUGUUUAUUGCACAGAAUAUGAAAUUGUUAAGAAAGUUUCAAGGAAAGUGAAUAAUUUCAAAUUGAAAGAAUUAGAAGAAGAUCAUGAAGGAGCUGUUAUCAAAGGAUAAGGAGGUUAGAAACUUAGCCAUGCCUGGGAUAUAUCUUGGCAUGAUUUGGCUAUCACUCCGGAUUAUAUGUCGAAGAUGCAGUCUUAUCAAAAAGUGAAUCAUUUCCCAGGUAUGUAUGUGGUCUGUCGAAAGAAUUUUCUCGCGAGAAAUUUAAUGAAAAUGCAAAGAUAAUUCCCAGAUGAGUAUAGCUUCUUUCCUAAGACAUGGCUAUUACCUUCAGAAUAAAUAGAAUUCAGAAAUUAAUUUACGACUGUUAGUCUUAAUGGGAAGUCUAAUCCUAAAUAAGGUAAAAAGAAAACUUAUAUUGUUAAGCCAGAAGCAUUGUCUUAAGGUAAAGGAAUAUUUCUGAGUAGAAGUAUGGAGGAAAUCAUGGAUUCCUGCUAGAAUGAGGGUUGUGUAGUUCAGCGUUACAUUCAUCAACCUUAUCUAAUUGAUGAUUUAAAAUUUGAUCUAAGAAUAUAUGUGAUGUUAUAUGGAGUGAAUCCUUUAAGAAUAUACUUUCAUGAGUAAGGCUUAGCAAGAUUUGCUACUGAAGAGUAUCAGUGCCCAGUCAACUCAAAUCUUGAUAAUCUUUAUAUGCAUUUGACAAACUAUGCUAUUAAUAAAAAUAAUGACAAAUUUCAAUAAAAUGAAGAUGAAGAUGAGGAUGAUUAAGGACACAAAAGAUCUCUGAAUGCUAUAUUAUGUUUACUAAAGCAAGAAGGACAUGAUCCAGAAAGACUUUUGCGUGAAAUAAAAGAUAUUAUAGUGAAGACUUUGGUGAUUGGUCAACCAUAUCUUUCGCAUUUAUAUAAAUCUUGCUAGCCAGAAGAUCUUGAUAAUUCCAUGUGUUUCUAAAUUUUGGGCUUUGAUGUAAUAUUAGAUCAUAAAUGCAAACCAUGGUUACUUGAAGUAAACCAGAGUCCUAGUUUCUCUACUGAUUCCCCAUUAGAUUAUAAAAUUAAGAAGUAAGUUAUUGGAGAUGCAUUUAAUUUGCUAAAUUGUUCACAUGAAAGAAGAUAAGAGCAUAUAAGACUCAAAAAAGAAGAAAUGGAGAAACGCAUUAUGACAGGGAAAAUAAAUAAAAUCAAUUAAGAGGAAAAAGAAAAAAUUAGAUAGGAAAAAUUGAAAGAGCGAUUUGAAUAUGAAGAAGAUAGAAUGGGAGGAUACGAACUUAUUUUCCCGUGUGAGGAUGAAACCUAAAAUAAACUCUAUGAAUCCUAUAUUUAAAAAGCAAAUGAUCUAUGGGAUGAUUUCACAACAGGUGGAAAAAGCAAAAAAGCCAAGGAAUAGCUGAAUGAAAAAAAAAAUUCUAUUGUUUAAUGA
Messenger RNA from Stylonychia lemnae, 1755 nucleotides. The record is from the annotation of a GenBank genome assembly. NCBI's taxonomy places the organism in Eukaryota, Ciliophora, Spirotrichea, Sporadotrichida, Oxytrichidae.